Molecule: messenger RNA, 1287 nt
Organism: Wyeomyia smithii (pitcher-plant mosquito)
Lineage: Eukaryota; Metazoa; Arthropoda; Insecta; Diptera; Culicidae
Exons: 6
Coding region: 414-950 (178 amino acids)
Source: RefSeq, a predicted model, not a curated record
AUUUGUUUCGCGAGUGCAGUUGUACGUUUGUGCAUAUUCUUGAUGUUAGUUUCUUUGCUGAUUCUAAUAACAAUGUUUAAAUGAACUCGAGAUUGUUCUCCAACUGGUUUGUAAUAAUGCUGUCAUUGUGAAAUUUCGCCAUUUUCUACCAUUACCAUUGCUAAUGAUGAUAUAGCAAACUACUAACUAUUGGUUAAAGAAUUUUGGCGCGUUACCAGACUAUGCGAUAUAACAAUUCGUAGAUUUCGUCUUAUCUAGAACAAUAGUAGGACUAUCUUCCAGUAUCUCUUUUGGCAGUUUAAACAAGUACCGACCAUUAUCCGUUAUUAAAUGAGUCAAUCGUUGGAGCGUGAAAUAACCACAUUUUUGCUAUAAAAUAAGUGCAAACGAAAUGUUUCGGUCAUAGUAUCAACAUGACGCAGUUUUAUCAAUUCACCAUACUUUUUGUGUCCAUAUGUGCCGUUUAUAAUAUUGAGGCUGUAAAACAUUACCAAAUAGAUAAGUAUAAACUGUGUGAUGGGCUAACCAACAGUGCUGUAAAAUUCAGCAACGUAAAAAUUGUUGGAAAGAAACAAGCAAUUGUGAUUUCUGGCAACAUGGAAGCGUUGCGUAACGUUCAACCCCCGCUAACGUUUAUUAUUUCAGUAAACCGUUGCAACUUAGAUCAAACUGGUUGUGCACACUUCAAUACUAUUACAUUUGAUGACUUCUGUCCAAUGUACAACGAGAAUCAGCUAGUGAAGGCUCACCUAGGUUUCAUCACACCACCAAUGGAUUGUCCUAUCCAGAUUGGGACCUACACAGCUAACGAAGGCGUAUUAGACAUGAAAGUGUUCGACGGAUUUGCAAUCGGAAAUGCCCACUGGCAGUCAGAGAUGAAGAUUAUCGACGGUGCUAAUGAAACGGCUCUUUGUAUUCAUUCCAAAGUUACAGUUAACGAAAAGAACUAGCGAAGUUCUGGACUUAUUUAGUACGCAUACAUACCCUGCACUAUGAGAGCUCCCAACGCGGCAGCUUCUCCAACUGAACAGUAUAACCGCCCAUGUCGUAAGUCACGCUUCAGCUGUUGGAAAAGCAUCACCUUUCCGUACCCCGUUAGACGGCAGGGAUCGGCCGGAUAGAACUUUACACGAAAGGAUAGUAUCAAAGGUUCCACAUCUGUAAAUGUAUCAUCAAUAGUUAGGAUUAGAAGGCUUGAAUUUAAUCUAGAUAUGUGCUUACUUUUAAGCUAAUAAAUGAUAUAAUUGGUGAAGGUAUAAAAUCUGGCAGUCAAAAAAGUGUUUUAAU